CCCUGGCAACCCUGGACAAAUCGACUCCACAAAAAGCGAGUCCGAAUUCGCACCAAGUGCCACCGCAAGUUUAAUGGUUGUCAUCGCCCCCUAAAAACGCUAAAAUUGUCGGUAAAUCGGUCCGAUUUCGGUAGUGUAUCGGCGUCCGGUUUGUUUCGCCAUCGAUGUCCGCCAGCGGGAGUGUGUGUUUACGGUGCUGAAAGUGAAUUUUCCGGCGGAAAAAUGAUGGAAACUGAGGAAGCAACAACAUCCGCCACCACCAACAACAUCAAUAGCAGCAGCAGCAGCAGUAGCAGUAGCAACAUUGAUGCGGGUAGCAAAGGAGCGGGGGAUGGCGACAGUGGUGGUAGAGGAAGUACUAAUGGCCGGAUAGAAGCUCCGGGGAUGACGGCGGGGCCCCAGCCAGUGGGGGCACUUUGUCGUGUGUGUAUGUUUGAUGGGCGUCCGGGGGAUGGUCGGGCUCCAUUGGAAUCGCUGUUCCGGACGACGGUGGAAUCGAAGACGCUCUAUGCAAUGCUGGUCUGUGUAUGUUCGCCCUUGGCGCAAGCCAAUAAUGAUGGAAUGCCAGAUAAAAUAUGCGCGGGGUGUAAAACAAAGCUGGUCCAGGCGUAUAAGCUUUACGAAAUGUGUAUGAAAAGUGACGAAAGAAUUCGAAAACUUCUGAAAACUCAAGCGCAGUUCGGAGGAGUACUAAUUAAGCAGGAAGUGAUUGACGACGAAGAUGAUGAUGUUGAAUUAACCAAUGUUGAUCCGUAUUACGAUGGCCAGGUUAAACAAGACCCUUACGAUCAGGACAAUUGGUUCGAUGGCCAGUUCUACGGAGCGGCCUUAGCUCAAACCAUUCACAGUACUCCGAAUUUGCGGAUACAAUCUGUGCGGAAUGGACCCGAAGUACUGGUUCAGCUGCAGGAACACAACUUCCCGACGAUAAUUACUCCUCCGAAACCUGUUUUCCAAUGUGAGAAAUACGUAAAAGUCACCCCCAAAGGUCAUCAUUGCACCCUUUGUGGCAAAGAUUUCAAGUAUUUCAGCUACUUCAAGCAACAUGCCCUGGCGCAGCAUGACCCAGAAAAGCCAUUCAAAUGUGAGCAGUGCAAGUAUACCUUCAAGACCGAACAGCGAUUGUUCAUUCACAUGAGGACACACAUUGAGCCUGAACUUCCGCCUGUCUCGGAAAGGAUCAUUCUUCCGGAAACGGAAUUGCUGGAAACCGAACCGGAUUUGGAUCAUCACGACACGGAUGACCUGAACGAAGAGGAGCGGAAGGAUCUCUCGAUUUCCAUCAAUCCAGAUACCGGGGAGAAGGUCUACAAGUGUCUCAUUUGUCAGAAGCAGUUGACCACCUUACCCCUGUAUCAGCGGCAUCGAACGGUCCACACCGUUCGAGGGCGUCCCUUUGAGUGCGAAAUUUGCCACUACCGGUUUGCCAUGAAAUUUAGCUACAAUGCUCACAUGCUUCGCCACGAGCAAGGUUUGGAUCCCGCUCAACCUGCCUCCUACAAAUGUACCGAAUGCGACGAAAGUUUCCCCAAGCGGAAGCUUCUGAACAUCCACAUGGUGGCGGAACACGACACAUCUUCGGAAGAGCCCCUCAACAAGACCGCUCCGGCGGCCAUCCUGACCACUAGCAUCAUCGAAGGCCGGGGCGGUCAUAUUUGUCCAAUUUGCUCGGAAACGUUCAAUCGCGAAUCGGUCCUAAACAAUCACAUGAAAACCCACGAGCUGGAAGCUGCCCAAUUAAAACAUUCGGAAAUCUGCUACGCCUGCACAGUCUGCGGCGUAGAAUGUGAGUCCCGCGAAAACUUCGAUGUCCACAUCAAAACCCACGAGGGUUUUCAAGCUGCAAAUGACCAACCGAACUCAUCCUCCACCGAACCGGUCGAUCUCAGUGACGACGAGCAAGCGCCGCCACAAAACGGUGCCCCGGAAGACCCCCUCAGCAUCACACCCACACCCAAGCCAUCGUCCGAAGGCGGCAGUGGCGGUAAACCGGCCGUCCGUUGCGAACUCUGCCACAAGACAUUCCCCUAUGCUUGCAAUCUCAAGCAGCACAAAAUCAUCCACCAUUCGGAGCUCAAACCGCACGAGUGCCGCAUUUGCCACUACCGCUUCGAGUACGAGGGCACCCUGAUGCGGCACAUGCAGAAACAUUCCCAAUCGGAACAGAAUGCCCAAUCGAUGCAGGUCCCCCCGCCCUCGGCACCCGCAGCACACGCCGAAGAAAUCACCGCCCCGCCGGGGGCCACCCUGGUCUACAAGUGCAAACUGUGCUCCGCCCGGUUCCAGAAGCAAAAGUCAAUGACCUGGCACUUGAAAACCCACCGGUCCAUUGUGGCCGCCAACGAGGGCGGUUCGGUUCAGGAUCUGGACCAGAGCAUGCACUCGCCGACGCCGAAAGGGUCGCAAGCGGCUUCCUCACCGCUUCCCUCGGGAGAUGCAUCCUUUUCGACGGGGGCCACAAAAACGGGAACACCCAAGAUGUACAAGUGUGGUUACUGCCCGCAGAACCUUGACUCAGAGGAUGCAUACUAUCAUCACAUGAAAGGUCACCGUGUACGAUCGGAUCCCACCGAUCCUCUACAGGACGACAGCGAAAGCCCCCCGUCGAAGAAGAAACGGGCCUGGGUGCGGUCCGGAGAUCACCACAGAUGUCACCUCUGCAAAAAGGUAUUCACUUUCCGCAGUCAGCUGCAGCAACACACAGCUCUACAUCACCAACCCGGAAAGCCGUACGAAUGCGGCAAAUGCCACUACAGUUUCGUACACAAACUUAAUCUCAAACGGCACGAACUGACCCACUUGGAGGAGGAACGACUGGACGAGGACGAAGAUCCCAUCAAGCUGUUGGAGGAUGAAAACUUCAAUGCUAACCUGGACGAAAUGGUCGAACCGGUUCUCGAGGAAGGCAAUCCCACCAAUCCGGAGGGCAGCGAAACUCAGUCCUCGACCGGGGAGACAACCGGCCCCACGAAACGGAACAAAUGCGUGGUCUGCUCGGCACUGUUCCAACGGGAGGAUCAGCUCAUCGAACAUCUGAAGACUCACAUCGAGCGCAUCAAGGUGACCAAGCAGGAAACGCAGUCCGCCAAGAAGAUUUUCAGCGACGACAGCGAUCGCAAGUGCAAGCUUUGUCAGAAGGUGUUCAAGUUCUCCUGCCAGCUGAAGCAGCACGUCCAGAUGCAUCACUCCAAAGAUAAGCCGUUCGAGUGCAACAUUUGCAAGUAUCGUUUCGAAUUUAAGGGUCAUAUGAUCCGCCACAAAGCGAACAAUCACGCCGACGAGGUAGCUGCCGAAGAAGCGGAAUCCGAGGAGCUUCCUUCGAAGAUCACUACACCCGUGGUGAACUCCGAUGGUGCCGAAGUGUACCAGUGUCCCGUGUGUCCGAUGAACUUCAUCAAACAGCGGUCGCUAACCUGGCAUCUGAAAACUCACUCCGGCCGAAAGCCAAAGCUGGAACCUAACGACGGAUACCCAUCGACGUCAUCCGGCGAGGUAAUGCAGUGCCGUUUUUGCUCCCGUACCUUCCGGGAUGUGUACGAGUUGAAGGCUCACAUGGCGACGCACGUCGGUGGAGCGGGGGGAGCUCAUAAUGCAUCCUCGGUAGAUUCCGAGCACUCUUUGUUUGGUUCUGGUUUGGAAAUGAUGUUGCAGGAUUUCCCGGAUACGAUGGAUAACCACGGUGGUGAUCCACUGUUUGAUGCCUCGAAUCUAGAGCUGGUACUGGAGGAUGGUUUCGGCAACGAUGAUCUCGAUUUUAAUGUGCGCUACCAUGAUAGUCCUCCUCUUCCCCCGGCCAAGCGUAGUCUUCCGGCGAACGAGAGCGCAAGCUCGGUAUACGACGUUGCGGAACCGGGAGCAUCAACCACUCCGGCCAAGGGGAAAAUCAUUUGCGAAUUGUGCAAAAAAGAUUUCCUCUAUGCUUGCAAUCUAAAGCAACACAUGCAGCUUCAUCACGCCAAGGAGAAACCGUUCGAGUGCAAGAUCUGCUUCUAUCGGUUCGAGUACAGUGGGCACUUGGUGCGGCAUGUCCGUCAAAAUCACGACAGCCAGGGCGAUGGCGGCGUAGGGGAGACGGCCGAUAAAAGCUUCGUUUGCACUUUCUGUUCGGAACUAUUUGAAUCUAAGAGUCAACUAAACGGACACAUCUACAAUUUCCACAGAGGUGAAAAGCAGUUCAAGUGCGAAUUUUGCCCAGCAUCGUUCUCCUAUAAGAAAUCAUAUGAUACGCAUAGAGAAGAUCAUCAUUCAAAUAAACGAACGGAAUCAGAUCCAACAGUGACCGCAUCUACAUCAACCGGAAACGCCACUCCUUCUAGUUUCUCGUGCAACUUCUGCAAGAAAAAAUUCAGCUCGGCACAGAAAGUGGACAACCACGUGUGCUUUCAAUAGGAGUGGUUCAUGCGUGGGUACCGGUAGAAUGAAUGGAUUUCUCAAGAUCCCACAGAAAUGUCCCAGAGAUUAGUUCGAUAGAAAUUCACAAUAGUUUCGUAACACUACAAACAUUACACAAAACAAAACAAAAAAUGAUAUAAGCUAUAAACAACUAAUUAUCCGUGUAGAACUUCUUCCCACUUGCUAGGUAACGCACUAGGGCGAUAGGAAUCAAACACGUGUUUUUAGGACGAUAGUCGACAUUUAUUAAUGCAAGCCCAACAAAGAGUAUCUCCAGUGAGGUAGUCCAUAGUACACAAUUGGAUACGUCGAAAGUGCGCGCAGUUAAACAAAAAAAAAACAAAGAAUUAGAAUGUUCUUUUUUUUAUUACAUAGUAUAUACCCCUAGCACAUAAGCCAUAUUAGUGUUUAUUGAUAAGUAGCGAUUUGUUUUAGAUCAUGUACAAUCCAUUUUAAAAUAUCCUUCCCUAGCAGCAACAAUGUUUCGCCUUUCAUUUAUCAUGUUUUCUUCGAGCGCGAUUUAGGCAAUACUUCGACGUACUAAAAGCACACAGAACAAAUUCCCCAACCACUCGCUUUUCUCGAUUUUUAGGUUGUAGGAUUAUUUAUAUUUCAUGUUCACAUUCGUCACGCAAAAGUAUUUUUAAGGUGAUUUUUAACAAAACAAAAUCUUCCCCUUAAGCAAAACCAAUUUUUGUGAUGUGUUUUUUUCAUCCUUUCUUCCGUUUUCAACUUGCAAACUCAUCGCGAGUAUUUGUCGCCUUAUUGUCGAAGUGCUUUUCAGUCACAGGAAGCAAGUAAAACACCAUAGUCUGUUUUCGGUUGAUAAGUUUGUGUCUUUUAGUUGAUUAUAGGUAAUUUGCGUUCGUGUUUUGUUUUUAACCUUCCGCCCGGGAUCGGAAACUGUUUUGGUUCGCGAUGUGGACAGAAUUUGGUAUCACUUGGAUUAAGAGUACACAAAUAUUAUUAUUAUUGAAUUAAUACUGAACAUAGAACUAACCGUUACGAUUACAAACAAUGACAGCAAAAUUAGCAAGGUGAACAUCCCAAUAAGCCCAACAUAUAAUAAAAAUAAUAUUAUUAAACCACUGUA
Molecule: messenger RNA, 5485 nt
Organism: Aedes albopictus (Asian tiger mosquito)
Lineage: Eukaryota; Metazoa; Arthropoda; Insecta; Diptera; Culicidae
Product: zinc finger protein Xfin
Exons: 7
Coding region: 223-4389 (1388 amino acids)
Biological process (GO): regulation of transcription by RNA polymerase II
Cellular component (GO): nucleus
Molecular function (GO): DNA-binding transcription factor activity, RNA polymerase II-specific; RNA polymerase II transcription regulatory region sequence-specific DNA binding; zinc ion binding
Source: RefSeq, a predicted model, not a curated record